CAUACUCAGUAGUUGCUCAUUGCAUCGAAGGCAUCCUAUUAUCUGCCUCCACCUACGGGGUUAGAAGAGACGAGACUACGAGACUAGGACACAUCGCGGACGAUGUGGCGCAGCAGAUCAAACUUCGCCGGCGGGCAGAACAACGGCGACGACCAGAAGGACGGUUACGGUAGCAGCCAGCAGUAUGAAGCAACAACCGCCGGCAAAAAGCGCGGGUCCUCGAGGCUGAAGAAGAGCAGCGGCAGCAAAGACGAGGCGACCGACGACGACAGCCGCUACAACAACAGCUACAACAGCAACGGCGGCGGUAGCGACGAUUACAACAGCGGUGGCAACAACAACCACUACAACGGCAGCGGCGUAGUGGUAGGCGCGCCCGUCUACGGCGGCGGCGGCUACGGCAACAACUCCCCGCACGGAGGCAGCGGCUACGGCCACAACUCUUCCUACGGCGGCGGCGGCGGCCACGGCAACGGCGGCGCUCCCUACGGCACCGGCGGUGACGGCAGUUACGCACCGUACAACAACAACGCUCCCGCCGGGUACUGGGCUCACCAGGACGGCACCAGGUCCCCCUUGUACAUCAACACCAGGGAGGUGCACGUCUACGGCGCGCCGCCGGGGUACGACAACGAUAAUACCAACAACGACGACCAGAGGAGGAGAGGCGGCGGCGGCGGAUUCUUCGGCCCGGCGUUCCAUGCCGUCGGCAACUUCUUCGACCGCAGGUUCGGCCUCAACGACAGGGACUGAUCUGAAGCGCAUAGCCGCAUACUACGCUAUGGCGUGCAUGCUCGCGUCGGCGACAGACCUAUCUGCGUGAAAUCACAUCUUCUUGAGCAGUACUACUAUCCUAGAUAAGUAUGGAGUAAGUGUGAAGCAGCUUUUCCAAAAAAAAAAAAAACUAAGUGUGUUAAGCUACUAGCUAGAGCUCACCGGGAGCUGUUUAUUGGAUCAAAGGGGUGCAUCUUCAUGAUUUCGUUUGUAAUUCCGAGUGCGCCAGUGUUUUCCUAUCCUUUGUGCUAUGAUAAUCGAUGUACUGCAUGUCUAAUGUCUUCAUAAUGGCUUAAUGCAGAUGGUUAAUGUAUAUUAUCGUGUAUUUGGUGAUGUUGAUUGAAAGAUCAGUGCAAGUCACCAAGUGUGAUGUACUACUUUA
Molecule: messenger RNA, 1156 nt
Organism: Setaria italica (foxtail millet)
Lineage: Eukaryota; Viridiplantae; Streptophyta; Magnoliopsida; Poales; Poaceae
Product: glycine-rich cell wall structural protein 2-like
Exons: 2
Coding region: 103-753 (216 amino acids)
Source: RefSeq, a predicted model, not a curated record